Molecule: messenger RNA, 4479 nt
Organism: Closterium sp. NIES-67
Lineage: Eukaryota; Viridiplantae; Streptophyta; Zygnematophyceae; Desmidiales; Closteriaceae
Source: the annotation of a GenBank genome assembly
GGGCGGGGUCAAUCGGUGAUCAUGAAGGCCGAUGGCCUAGGGGCGGGCCCGCCAUUGCACUUCGGCCGGCCCUGUCCCUAGCACGCCGGAACUCCCGGUGAUGCACGUCAUAAUUUGUGGCAGAGGGGGCUCGCGUUCGCGCGGCCCCUACCAAAUGAAGCCUGAAAGGGGAUGUGAAGCAUGGAAAAGAACUUGGAAUAUAUAACCAAAAUCUCAUCGGCCUGGAGGUUGAUAUAGCGAAUCACCCCAUGUGAGUCAAAUGGAAAUCCCGCUGAUACUGAUCCGAGGUUGCCCGCAUUGGGAAUAUAGGCUCAGCCAUUUCAACAGACAGUUAGUCGGCUCGGCUGGUUUCUCCAAUGUGGCGGAGGUAGCUAGGCCAGAUUCGUACGUGUGACGAUUCCGCACUGGCGAGAGAAUCGACUAGCGCUGAUCCCUACUUCUAGCCAUUCGAGAAACAUGGAAGGGUUCACCUCAUUCGGUGUCCAAAUGCCUACCUUUCUCCGUCUCCGCACGACAUUAUGUAGACCCACCGAUCUCGCCGCGUCGUGCGUUUCUUAGGUUUCCGAGGUUUCCGAGGCUACGGCCUUAGGUUUCUAUGGUAACGGAGGAGGGCGAGGGCUGGACCGGAAAAAGGAGGGGGAGAGGGGAUCGAAUCUGGGAGGGAGACGUGGGAGCCGGAGACACGGGGAAAGAUGACUAUAUCGGGUGUGACAGAAAGUAGCACGUCAGGAGCGAUCCGUCUGCGUGACAGUAUCGGGAGUCAAGCAAAUCGUUUCCUUUCAGAUGCAGAAGUGACACUAUCGGAGGAAAUGUCGAGGGGAUUAUUAGCGGAAGAGAUACCAACAGAGGAGCAUCAAAGGGAGGCGACAGAGGAGAUAGUAACGGAGGAGAUACUAACGGUGGAUGGCGUGUUGCAGAAAUACGUGGGAGAGUUGGGUCCGUGUCAGGUGCGGCAUGCCGCGCUGGUGGCGUGCGCAUGGUCGUUGGAAGCGCUGUUCACCUUCAUAAUCAUCUUCACAGAGCGUAUGCCAGCCUGGCACUGCACCGCUGCCUCCUGCUUCGGAAAGUCUCUCUGCCAGGUGGCAGACGAGCAGCGUGCCAUGUGGCAGCAGCAGGCUGGCGAACAGGCGAACGCCACGUGGCAGUGGUCAGAGCCUACCAGCGUCUCGGUGGUAUCUGAAUGGGGCCUCAUCUGCGGCAGGCAGACUCUGCUAGGGUGGAUCGACUCUCUCUACUUCAUGGGCUACUGCACUGGUUCAUGUUUCUUCGCCUUCCUCUCAGACGGACCUCUAGGCCGCAAGCGCACGCUCCUCCUCUCCGCCCUCCUCUCCUCCCUCCUCACAUCCCUCACCUCCCUCGCCUCCUCCCCUCUCUCCUACGCCCUCCUCCGCCUCCUCACCGGCAUCGCCUCAUCUGGUCUUGGCAACACAUGCUACGUGUUGGCGUCUGAAGUCAUAGGGCCGAAGCACCGAGGUCCGGUUUCUAUGCUAGUGAACCUGGCGUAUCCGCUGGGGCAGAUGCUCCUGCCUGUACUUGCUGCUUUUGCCUCUGCAUCAGCUCCUACUACUGCGUCUGAGUCUCCUCAUUCCACUUCUGACUCGACUCAAAAGCAGAUGCUCCUGCCUGUUCUUGCUGCUUUUGCCACUGCAUCAGCCCCUACCACUGCGUCUGCCUCCCCUCGGUCGGCCGUCACUGCUGCUGUUGCUGCUGCGUCUGAAUCUGCCACUGGUUUCGCAACUGGGUGUUUUCAGACACGGCUUCUACGAAACGCCCCUGCUGCUGCUGUCACUGCUUCUGCUUUCGGUGUUCCUUCUGAUUCUGAAUCACCAGCUGCUGUUGUUGCCGCUACUCCUGUGCCUCCUGCACCAUCUUGGCGCCGCCUGUAUUUCCUUGCAGGAGCAGCAAUCGGCGGCAUGUACUGCGCCCUCCUCCUCCUCCCCCCUCUGCUGAUCACCAUCCUGCCAAUCAUCUCCCGCCACGUGGCUUCAUUCCUUAGACCCUCAGUUGAGGUAGGGGAUCCGAUAACUGCUGCCGACCCUCCUGCCGAAGCACCUAGGAGUCGUUUACGGAACGGCGGGGGGACAAGUACCCAUGGAUCAAGCAUGGGGAGUCUAUUUUUGAGGCGCCUCAAAUAUGGUACCCAUGAAUCCAGCAUGGGUGGGAGAGGUGAUCGCCCUUUAAACUUGGGGGGGCGUUGGGACACCAGGACAGAAGGGAGAUCACUGGGUUUUGAAGGGGCCAUAGUAUGGUUGAAGGCGGUACCAAUGGCACAAGCGGAGGCACAGGCUGUGGCAUGGGUGUGUGAGUCACCGCGGUGGUUGCUCGAGAGGGGAAGGGGUGCGAGAGCACUGCAGGUGUUGCAGUGUUUGGCAGAGGGGAAUGGCCAUGUGAUACCUACAGGGGUGGUGCUGGUUACUGAUCUUCGGGCAGUUGAACAGUAUUCUUCUUAUCUCAGGGCUGGUGAAAGUUAUACUGAUCCCUGGGAAGUUGAGAAAUGUACCGAUCUCCAGGCAGCUGAAAAUUAUGUGGGUCUUCGGGCAGGUGAAAGCAGGGCAGUGGUGAGCCGAGGGGUGCAAGAGAUAAUGGAGGAUGGGGAGGGGUUGGGAGCAGGAGCAGAGAUGGGUACGAGUGGGGGAGGUGAAGUGGAAAGCAAGGGAGGUUUGGGCUGUGGGGGAAUGGAUGGUGGAGGUUCAACUAGUGGAGGUUCAACCAGUAGAGGUUUUGGUGUUGGAAACAGUGGGGGUACGGCUGGUAGGGAUGAAGGUGUCAAUCAAGGCACAUCGACGGGGGGGGUGGGGGAGCUGCUCUCGUCAAGGAAUCACCUACACCGCCUAUCUAUCGUGGCUGGUGGGGGUGCGGCUGUUGGGGGUGCAGCUGGUGGGGGUGCGGCUGGUGGGGGUGCGGCUGGUGGGGGUGCGGCUGGUGAGGGUGCAGCUGGUGGGGGUGCAGCUGGUGGGGAUGCGGCUGGUGAACGCUUAACUAAUGGAGGUACAGCGGGCAAUCAAGGCACAUCAAAGGGGGGGGUGGGGGAGCUGCUCUCGUCCAAGACUCACCUGCACCGCCUAUCUCUCAUGAUCCUCCUCUUCCUCACCUCCUCUUCCCUCUACAACGGCCUCACUCUUAAUACCGCUAACCUGGCCACUGCUCUGGCUGAGACAAUAUCACUAGGUAGACAGAGCAGCAAAUCAGCGCCCAAGCCCCCUACUUUUCUCUAUGUCAGAAGGAGAGUUGUCAACAGCAGCAACAAGAGCAGCAACAGCCCAACAAACAAGAGCACCAGCAGCCCUAUCAGCAGUAUUGCUGCAGCAACCUACCUGGUGGCCCUAAUUCAGGUCCCCUCCAUCCUCCUUUCAGGCUUCCUCAUUAACCGCUUGGGGUGCCGGCGGCUUGUGGGCUUAUCCCUCAUACUUGGCAGCUCGUUUUGCGUUUUAGGAGGGGUGGUGCUGCUGGUGCAGGGGCGAGGAGGAGAGGGUGGUAGCAACAUUGGGAGCAACAUUGGAAGCAACAUUGGGAGCAACAUUGGGAGCAACAUUGGGAGCAACAUUGGGAGCAACAUUGGGAGCAACAUUGGGAGCAACAUUGGGAGCAACAUUGGGAGCAACAUUGGGAGCAACAUUGGGAGCAACAUUGGGAGCAACAGGGGGAGCAACAGUGUGAUUCGGGUGCAGGGGGGAGAGGGAGGGGGGGCAUUACCGCAGAGGGGAGAACGAGGGGUGAUGCUGAUGGUGCAGGGGAGGGGGGGAGGGCGUGGUAGCAACGGUGGGAGCAGCAAUGAGAGCAGCAGAGGAUGCAGCAGGGUGAUGCUGGUGCAGGGGGUGGUGGAAGGGAUUGGAAGGAGAGGGAGCAGGAGUGGGAGGGGGAGGAGGAGUGCGAGUGCGAGUAGGAGCAGUAAUCAAAGGAGUGUGGGAAGCAGUACCGAGCGCAUGCAUGGGCGGUUACUGUUGCUGCCACACAUACAGUCACACACGCAUGUACAGUCACAACCACACAUACAGUCACAAUCACAUGUACAGUCACAAUCACAUGUACAGUCACAAUCACAUGUACAGUCACAACCCCAUGUACUGUCACAACCACAUACACCGUCACACACACAUGUACAGUCACACUCCCUCCUCCCCUUCAUCCCUCCUCUCUGCUCUCUCCUCGCCCUCUUUUGUAUCACGUCCUCUUUCUCCUCGGCAUACGUGCUUCAAGUAGAGCUCUUCCCCACCUCCAUCCGCCACCUGUCCCUCGCUAUAGUCACACAGGCAGGCCAGCUCGCUACAGUGCUUGUACCCCAUAUAGUGCUCCUCGGUCGAACCUCCCCCAGUUACCCCCUGCUGAUUUUCGGGUUACAGGGGAUGGUUACAGGUGUGCUGUGCCUGCUACUGCUGCCUGAACCCGGGAAAAGGGAGAUAGUAAGUGAGAGUUAUGAUAACAAUGUGUGAUAAGUGUACUAUUCAGAUGUCUGUGUGUAAUUACAUUGUUGAGAGACAA